AUGGCUGGAAGUAUUCACUUGCAAAUCCUGCUUCCAGCGAAGUACGCAAAAUCGACGUCCGAUAUCAUCGGAAACCUCGCAUCACACUUGACGUUCAAGAUUCUCAAACACCUCCCUGUCCAAGAGCUCCUCCCUGUAGAGCCUGUCUCAAAGAAGUGGCAAGAAGCAGCUCACAUGCCCGCCAUAUGGAAGCACACUGCUGCUUGA
Messenger RNA from Stereum hirsutum FP-91666 SS1, 207 nucleotides. RefSeq lists its product as uncharacterized. The coding region runs from base 1 to 207 and encodes 68 amino acids. NCBI's taxonomy places the organism in Eukaryota, Fungi, Basidiomycota, Agaricomycetes, Russulales, Stereaceae. The record is from RefSeq and is a predicted model, not a curated record. The transcript has 2 exons. Gene Ontology annotation, molecular function: protein binding.